AAAGAACGCUACUAUUUGUCAGCGAUUAGAAAACAGAUAUACUAUUCGGUAUGCGACAACACUCGUGACACAUUUUAAUUUUUUGUCGAUCCUCUAAACACGUUCCCCAAAAAAAAAUUCUCAAAAAUUCACGGUGGAUGAUUUUCGUCGACUUUUCCAGCCGCCCGUUCGACCGCCUUUCUUCCGUUCUUCCUCCGAUGUUCGGCCGUACGCGAAGCGGCGCGAUGAAGGCGAGCAGGUAGAAGAGACCGCCAUGAGUGGAGCCGGCCCGGCCGCCGCCCCAGCGGUUUUGCUGCUGCAACAGCAGACCGAUUUGAAGCGGCAGAAGUUGAUCGGCUGCAGGGACAACGUGCCUUCGGUGCACGGAAGGCCCAACGCCUCCCUCAACGUCAAGACCAGAUUGAGCAAUCACCAGAGAAAUUUGAGUCUUGAUUUCAGAUCGAUGGGUAUCCUCCUGCCGCCCGUUACCCAAGUGACAACGCUGGCCACCAACCCCCUGACGCACCACCACCGCAACCGAAGCCUCGAUUCCGCCCUGCAACGCAUCCCCGAAGUGGACGUGACGCCCAGCCCGGAAUGCGAAACGGCCGUCAACGCGAUGAUGUGCGCCUCGUCGGCCGCCGUCGACCAGCGACCGCCGUCGGCCGCCUCCAAGCAGCGCAACGACGAAAUCGUGAGCCUCGGCUCGGACGAUUCGGGCAUCCUGUGCGGCUCCGACGCCGGCUCGUCGUCGGAAUCGAACGCGACGCGCGAAUCCUCCGUCGAAUACAUCGAUAACAUCGCCAAGCACCGCGACGACGAUGAUGAUGUCGACGAUGUCGACGAUGACAAGGGCGUCGCGGCGACCGAUUACGGCGAGGAGGCGAGCGCCGGCGAGGCGCCGAAGAGCUCCGGCAUGCUGCGGUUGCUCGAGAGCAAGGUGUUCGACGUGCCGAUGGCCAUGCACUAUUUGUUCAACAGCAAAGAGCCCGGCGUUUUGUGCUACAUUGUCAAUAAGAUGUUCAGUUUCGAUCACCACGUGGUGGACUUCUAUUUGCCGCAGUUGGUGUGUAUGUACAUACAGAUGCACGAUGUUGCUGAAGUUAUUCAUAGGUAUCUCAUUCAUAGGUGUAGGAAAUCGAUAGAUUUUUCGUUAAAAUGUGCCUGGCUGUUGGACGCCUUCAGUUCGGACGCUUCCUUGCCCACCAAAAAGAAGCCUCACGGCAUCAAAUUGCGCAACCUCAUCCUCUCGGACGAACUUCGACCGAAAGAUCAAAAAAUCAUGACCACGUCAUUGAACAGCAGCGACAAAUUGGUGGUACCUCAACAACCGGCUAAAAAGUCGCACCAGCGGUCGCACAGCGACGCCUCCGCCUUGUUGCCCGGCCUGAAGAAGGCGCCCGCCUCCCAGGCGAAGCUCAGCUUGGGCGAUUUGAGCUCCGGCAGGGCCUUCGACAACGGCUGCGUGUGCUUCGAGAGCUGCCAGAGCGUCGUCAACGAUCUUAGGGGAGAAAAGACUGAAUGCACCUGUUCGGCCCCGAGACUGAGGCCCGAACUGGAAUUUAUGCAAGCGCUAAUACUGAUCGGCAAAUUACUUAGUUCCAUACCGACGAAGGAAGCUAAAACUACGCGGCUGGUGGCCGAAUUAACCACGCUCAAUUUGAACUUACCCGCCAGAGUGUGGUUACCCUUGUGUAGCCAAAAUCCCCAUUUCAUAGUUAGGAUACCGUCGCAAGUGGCAGCUGUACUCAAUUCCAAAGAUAAAGCUCCCUACAUAAUCUACGUGGAGGUGGUCGAAGUGGAGGACUUGGAGAGUUCGCCCGUGCCCCAAAAGAUAAUGUCCACGCUGAGGCAUACGAAAUCCGAGGAGAAUCUCAAGCACGAGACGGUCUCAUUAUCGGCGUUCAGCAUGUGCGGCGGGUGUUACGACGACGCCGAUCCGGACUGGAGCCAGGAGGAUGAUGAAAUAUCGCAGCAAUACACGCAAAUGAGAAAACCCGUCGAUAGGGAUACGAUAUCCCAAAUGAGCCAGGAAUCGAGCGAUUCGCGAGAACCACCCGUAUCGAUACCGGCGAGCGAAAUUCGAAGGAGAUUGUCGGAUUUCUUCCACGAAGAGAAAAACAAGCAAUUCACCCACGAUCCCGAAGAUCCUUCGGCGGCCGUGCUGAAAGAACCCUGGCAGGAUAAGGAGCAAAGGAUACGCGAAAGUUCGCCGUACGGUUAUCUAUCGUCUUGGCGAUUGCUUUCGGUCAUUGUGAAAUGCGGCGAUGAUUUGAGACAGGAAUUGAUGGCUUCGCAGAUAUUAGAAACGUUUCAAAAGAUUUGGGAGAUGGAGCACGUCCCGCUGUGGUUGCAUCCUUACAGAAUAUUGUGUUUAUCCGACGACAGCGGUUUGAUCGAGCCGAUAUUGAAUACAGUUUCGUUGCAUCAAGUUAAAAAGCAUUGUCAGCUCUCCUUGUUGGAAUAUUUCGUCAAGGAAUUCGGUCCGAUGACCUCCGAAGGGUUUCUCACUGCUCAGAAAAAUUUCGUGCAGAGCUGCGCCGCUUAUUGCCUGAUUUGUUAUCUAAUACAAGUCAAGGAUAGGCAUAACGGUAACAUCUUAUUGAAGAGCGACGGUCACCUGAUUCACAUCGAUUUCGGUUUCAUCCUGUCCACGUCGCCUAAAAAUCUCGGUUUCGAAAAAUCCCCGUUCAAAUUGACGGCGGAAUUCGUCGAGAUCAUGGGCGGAGAAAACUCCGACAUGUUCGAGUAUUUCAAGAUACUCAUUCUGCAAGGCCUCAUCGCCGCCAGGAAACACCACGCGAUGAUCAUCACAUUGGUGGAGAUUAUGAGAUCAGGAUCUCAGUUGCCUUGUUUCAAGUCGGGCGCUUCGACGGUACAAAACCUGAAGAAUCGCUUCCACAUGAGCAUGACGGAGGAGCAGCUGCGAUUGGAGGUGAACCGGAUGGUCGAAGGGAGCAUCCACUCGUUGUCGACGAAGCUCUACGACGGCUUCCAGUACUUCACCAACGGGAUCCUCUAACCGUGGCUGGGCAGAUUGUCGCCCCCCUUUCGGCGAUCGUUGAAAGGAAAGCGGGGUCGGUGUAUGUUAGGAAAUAAUCGCGCGGAAACUUUUGUUUUGUUUCGUUUUCGGAAGUUGAAUUUUGCUGAACGUUUUCGAAAUUGUCCUAUUUUAAAGUCAACUUACUUCGGGUGGUUCUGUUAUCUAAAUACGUUUACGCGAUACGAAGAUUUCAUACGAGAGAACGAUAAACCUGCGUAGUAAAUGAAACCUGUGAAAUACUAUUGCAUUGAAUUAGAUUACUGUAUUGUAAGUGCUGGUGUCUGUUUUGUAUAGUUCGAGCCACGUAUUAUUUAAUAUUAAUUAACUAAACUAAUUCUAUUAUUGUUAAAAUGCUCAAAGUUUAUAACACCAUUCUAUUAACAACACUGUGUGGAACGAUGAACUUUAUCUAGAUAAUUGAGUAUGUAUUAGCGAAUUUAGUAUGUAAGAGAGCUAGCUGAAGGGGUUUCUUUUUUAUUUAGAUUUUUCUAGUUAUACUUUACCUUCUCUACGCGCUGCGUGUACAUAAAUUUUAAAUGUAUAUUUUACAUAUUGGUAAGUGGAUAAAAAUACUCAAGUCAAUUUUUUCAUACUGAAAACUCUUCGAGGCCAAAUAUGUAGAAAAGUGACGUUUUUUAUGUAUUUUAUUUUGUUAAAUAUAAUUUUAAAAUCAUUAUAUAUAUUUAUUUCUACGUUUAUUAUAAGUGUUGUUAGUAAAUACUUGUUUAUCGCAUUAUGAGAUUUAUUGAUAUUAAAAAAAAUGAAGAGAAAACAUUCCAAAAAAAGAAUGUCUUUAUUAAGAGCUUAGUGUUACUUUUGAAUUAAAGCUUUCAAUUAUUUGAAAUUAAAAUUCAGGUGACUCGAAAUUUUCAAAAUAGUAAACUCUACCACAAUAAUUGAAAUUAUCUGGAAUGUUGUCCUAUAUUUCAAGUACAACUUGCUUUGAGUCGCCUGGGUUUGAUAAGAAACUUAAGCUUGGUUUCAAAUACGUAAGAGGAAAUAAAAAAAUGCAAAAUGUAGAAAAAACUGUACAGUCAUUUUAUCUAAUCAUUCAUUUUUAAUAUAAUAAUAGUGUAAAUAGUCGUAUAAUGAAAUCGUUAGAUUUUUUUAAGUGUAAAUGAAAGUUUAUCCAUCCAUUUUAUAAGAAAAUAUAAAAACGUAGAUAAUUAAUUUAAUUAGCUUAAAAUUGAGAUUUUUCUUAUUAGCCGGCUUUCGUUUAAAUAAAUGUAACUUCAAUUAAACUGCAGUGAGAUUUUUAUAAAAUGUAAAAUGAUUGCGCUCUAUUGUUCAUUAGAAUUUAUUAACUAAAUAAAAUUGUGGUUACACUUAAUCUACUCGAUUUUAUAGAAAAUAAAUAGUUACUAUUGUUAAUAUAAAAAAUACGACUGAAUUUUAUUGGGUUUUCCAUACGUUUGAACUAAUAAAACCGAUACCUUAAUAGCAAUUUUAAUUUAAGAGAGAUUUCAAUAUUUUCGUAUUUUAAAACAACUUCGAACUAAAUUAUAAGUUUUUUACACUGUAUUUGUAUAAUGGAUGACCCUGUAAAUUAAAAAAAAUGCAAAAAGACUGAUGUCCCUUUAAGACUUUUUGCAGCUUUAGCGUCUGUAACAAAAUCAUUUGAUUGUUUCGGUUUCGAUAAAAAAUAUGUUUCAGUUGAAGUGGCAUUACGUUUUCAGUAUAAAUCUACAUUUUAUUACAAGAUUUUUAAUAUACAAGCGUAUUUUAUUAUACAUCUAAAUUGUAUUUAACAGUAAAUAUACAAUCAAUU
Molecule: messenger RNA, 4790 nt
Organism: Phyllotreta striolata
Lineage: Eukaryota; Metazoa; Arthropoda; Insecta; Coleoptera; Chrysomelidae
Source: the annotation of a GenBank genome assembly